Molecule: messenger RNA, 535 nt
Organism: Psammomys obesus (fat sand rat)
Lineage: Eukaryota; Metazoa; Chordata; Mammalia; Rodentia; Muridae
Product: 3-hydroxyanthranilate 3,4-dioxygenase-like
Biological process (GO): quinolinate metabolic process; 'de novo' NAD+ biosynthetic process from L-tryptophan
Cellular component (GO): cytoplasm
Molecular function (GO): iron ion binding; 3-hydroxyanthranilate 3,4-dioxygenase activity
Source: RefSeq, a predicted model, not a curated record
GUCAUCGCCCACGGACAAGGUAGCAGCAAAGGCCUGAAACAGGAUGUGGACGUGUGGCUGUGGCAGCUGGAGGGCUCCUCUAAGGUGACGAUGGCAGGACAGUGUGUGAGCCUGGACCCAGAUGACAGCCUGUUGGUGCCUGCUGGGACUUCGUACAUGUGGGACCGAGGACAAGGGUGCGUGGCCCUGUCUGUGACACAGGACCCUGCCUGUAAGAGGCCACAGGGGUGACCUCCGUGGGUGGGUGCCCGCGUGCUGUCCUGGCAGCUGCCCUUUCCAAACAAGCCCUUUCUGCCUCACCGCAUCGCAUGGACCUCAUUGCGCAUCUCAACAGGCCCCUUGCUUGGUGGUGGGUUCUCGCUGUCACCGACCCUCCUGCCAUGGUCAGCACAGGAUGCCAGACUCCUAGGGUACCAGUAGCUCCCGUCCCUUCUAACAGCCAGAGGCCUACACCGUUCAGCCAGGUGCACAUGUCCCGUGGGCCCACCAGCGUGACACUAAGACACCUCUCAAUAAAGGCGUCCUGCUGAACGAG